Messenger RNA from Poecile atricapillus (Black-capped chickadee), 3026 nucleotides. It is a transcript of the gene INTS14, whose product is annotated as integrator complex subunit 14. The coding region runs from base 894 to 2450 and encodes 518 amino acids. The transcript has 14 exons. Gene Ontology annotation, cellular component: integrator complex. Gene Ontology annotation, biological process: snRNA 3'-end processing. Lineage: Eukaryota; Metazoa; Chordata; Aves; Passeriformes; Paridae. The record is from RefSeq and is a predicted model, not a curated record.
UGUGGGCAGAACUGUUCUUCUGAGCUGGACCUUGUGAAAACCAGUAAAUUCUGCUGUAUGUCCAAUAACUCGACCCAACUCAGACAUUAAGACCUCAGGGGAUGAGUCCUGCUCCAGUGAGAUUCCAGCUACUGUUUGAUAGAAACAUCUUUCACCAGCUGGAAUUUCCACUGAGAACUGGAAUGGUUGGACUGAGAUGAAAUGAUCAUGGAGUACCAGAAUGGUUUGGGUUGGAAGGGACCUUAAAUCCCAUCCCAUUCCACCCCUGCCAUGGGCAUGGACAACUUCCACUAUCCCAGGCUGCUCCAAGCCCUGUCCAACCAGGUCUUGCACACUUCCAGGGAUCCAGGGGCAGCCACAGCUUCUCUGGGCACCCUGUGCCAGGGCCUCACCACUAUCACAGGGCUGGGACGAGAUCUGAGCUAAGAGGAAGACGGAAUGUGCUCUGGAAUGGAGGAAGCUGGUAACUCACGUUUGCUGUCCCUGCAGUCAGAGACACAGCAGGGAUUGGAAUGUCACCACUUCCAGGGAACUCCAGCAGCAGCAGCUGCCACCACAGCAGUAACCAGCUUGGCACAGGAAGAGUAGGACCAAAAUACGAAGUGCUUGUCCUUGCCAGUUACAUGAUCAGAAGGGGCACAUCCCACUGUCACAGAGCUCCCCUCACCUGACACCAUCUGUGAUACUCAGCUGCACCCCACAGGCAAGGCCUCUCCAGGCCACAGAGCAGCAAUUCAACAGCAGCAGAGGAAUAAGCUGUUCAGUGUUUGCUAUGGGAAAGGACAGACCCCGCCAGCCCCUGCUGUGAGAGCCCAGGAAGAAAUUUGGUCACAAAACCAGGCAGGUGAUCCCGGCUGAGCCCGCCCGUGAGGGCGGCGGAGGAGCAGCUCAGCAUGCCCACCGUGGUGGUGAUGGACGUGUCGCUGUCCAUGACGCGGCCGGUGUCGGUGGAGGGCUCCGAGGAGUACCAGCGCAAGCACCUGGCUGCCCACGGGCUCACCAUGCUCUUCGAGCACAUGGCCACCAACUACAAGCUGGAGUUCACGGCCUUGGUGGUGUUUUCAUCCCUCUGGGAGCUGAUGGUGCCUUUCACGAGAGACUACAACACGCUCCAGGAAGCCCUGAGCAACAUGGAUGAUUAUGACAAAACCUGUUUGGAGUCGGCGCUGCUGGGGGUUUGCAAUAUUGUCCAGCAGGAAUGGGGGGCAGCAAUUCCUUGCCAGGUUGUCCUGGUCACCGACGGCUGCCUGGGCAUCGGCAGAGGCUCCCUGCGCCACUCCCUGGCUACUCACAGCCAGCGCAGCGAGAGCAACAGGUUCCCACUGCCCUUCCCCUUCCCGUCCAAGCUCUACGUCAUGUGCAUGGCCAACCUGGAGGAGCUUCAAAGCACAGAUUCCUUAGACUGCCUGGAGCGGCUCAUUGAUUUAAACAAUGGGGAAGGGCAGAUUUUCACCAUUGAUGGCCCCCUGUGCCUGAAGAAUGUGCAGUCCAUGUUUGGAAAGCUAAUAGACCUGGCUUAUACACCAUUCCAUGCUGUCCUCAAGUGUGGCCACUUAACAUCUGAUGUGCAAGUAUUUCCCAGACCAGAACCUUUCAUUAUAGAUGAGGAAAUAGACCCCAUUCCUAAAGCAAUUAAUACAGAUCUAGAAAUUGUUGGGUUUGUAGAUAUUGCUGACAUUUCCAGCCCUCCUGUCUUGUCCAGACACUUGGUACUGCCCAUUGCACUUAACAGAGAGGGGGAUGAGGUGGGACCUGGGAUCACAGAUGACACUGAAGAUGAGAAUUCAGCUAAUCAGAUUGCUGGGAAAAUCCCCAACUUCUGUGUUUUAUUACAUGGCAGCCUGAAAGUGGAAGGCAUGGUGGCUCUCGUCCAGUUGGGGCCAGAGUGGUAUGGAAUGCUUUAUUCACAAGCUGAUAGCAAGAAGAAAUCAAACCUCAUGAUGUCACUCUUUGAACCUGGUCCUGAGCCCCUUCCAUGGCUGGGGAAGAUGGCACAGCUUGGCCCCAUUUCAGAUGCAAAAGAAAACCCUUAUGGGGAGGACGACAAUAAGAGCCCUUUCCCUUUGCAGCCCAAGAACAAGCGCAGCUACGCUCAGAAUGUCACUGUCUGGAUCAAACCCAGUGGCCUCCAGACGGAUGUACAGAAGAUCUUGAGAAAUGCAAGGAAACUCCCUGAAAAAACACAAACCUUCUAUAAAGAGCUGAAUCGUUUGCGCAAGGCAGCUCUGGCCUUUGGCUUCCUGGAGCUGCUGAAGGGAGUGGCAGACAUGCUGGAGAGGGAGUGCACCCUGCUCCCCGACACCGCCCACCCCGACGCCGCCUUCCAGCUCUCGCACGCGGCCCAGCAGCUCAAAGUGGCAAGUACUGGAGCCUCGGAAUACGCUGCCUAUGAUCACAACAUUGCUCCUCUGCAGACAGACUUUUCCAGUAGCAGCACUGAGAGAAUGUGAAGUCUCCUUUUGGGAGCUUCUCUAGAGGGUUCAAAUUUUAUUCUGUUUACUUUUUAGGGCCUGUUCAAUCACUGUUUGAAGAACUUCGUAUCCAAACGGGGAAGUUUUGCAUCAGUGCUCUCUAAACAAAAGUAGCUUGUUUGUGGUGGCUUUUAGUCAGACCUGGAAACUGUGGAAAGUGUCCCAAACCCAGUGAUGGUGUUGGAUGAUGGGUGGAAGUUACUUGGUACAUGUGAGGAGAGAAAAAAAAUGCCUCUGGAGGCAGCUCUUGGGUUUUGGCCUCCCCAAAAUGCAGUUACUAUGUGACUGAACUCACUGGUGAAAGUAUCCUAAAAGGCAGCUACUAGACUUUAAACAUCAACUUGAUUAGUCCAAAGCAAGGUGUGAGGAGCACCCUGCAAGAUCAGAUACAGAGCUGAUUUUGGGGUGUUGGCCCUGACUUUAUGCCCAACUUGACAGACAGUACUGAGCAUUAUCACUUGCACUGCAGUGCUUAUGUUUCUGAAAAUAACCUGAUCUUGGGACACAUGGUUUUUUAUUUGCAUAAUACAAAUAAAGAGUAAUUCUUCAUGAAAA